AUGCCCCCCAAGCUCCCGAAUUUAAAAUACAAACCACGGCGUGUCGUUCGUCCCAAGGACGAGAAUGAUGAAUCACACUCCAGUACUGGUGUAGAGGACCUGAGUCUGGUGCAGUUAGAGCGGCUGCGCCUCCAGCAAGAGGCUGCUCUCCAGCAAGAAACAUUAAGUAACAGUGCCACGGCGUCUCUACCUCGAAACAUUCACCCUGCAGCAGCUCCACCCACCGAUGGCAUGCCAGUCCGAAAACCGAAUCGUGUGCAGUCCGCACCAGCGGCGGCUAAUCGUGCCGCUGCAUACUUGCCCGCUGAAGCUGAACGCUUCCCUGCCAAUACCAUGUGGAAGAUACUUGAGAUGGUGGAAGAAAACCCCAACAUGACUGUUUACCACCCAACACCGCUGGACAGCGCCCUUCCCGCUCGUCUAAGAGCAUCAGAUGGAGAGGGUCCUGUUGAAGGUGAUGAUCAGCGUCCUGAGACCACAGGUGAGGAGGAAGGCAUUAUGUUCCUUAAAGAGUAUGAUGAAGAGCUGCGUCGGUCAAGACAGGCUAAUUUACGUUUCGAACGGGAAAUACUCCAUGCUUCUGCGAACAAGAUUGAUGUGGAAACAGUUGUUGGGCGUCACGGUGAAGGAGAGCUUGUAUGGCUUCAGUUGCCCCGCUUUCAUGCUGAUCCGCCCUUUGCGUUGGCACAACUGCCAGCAGGGAAAGUUGGUGAGGUGAAAGUGUACAGGAGUGGCCGUAUGGUAAUGGAAAUUUGCGGUGUGCAUUACGAUGUUGCUGUUGAGGGGUACACCGCUGGAGAUGAUGAUGCCUGCAAUAUCGUCACGGCUGUUGCUCCUUCACAGCAGCCGGAUGAAAAGGCAAGCUGCUACCAACUUGGACUUUUAGCUAAGAAGAUGGUCUGCACCCCUGACAUCACCGUGGAUAAAUGA
Molecule: messenger RNA, 930 nt
Organism: Trypanosoma grayi
Lineage: Eukaryota; Euglenozoa; Kinetoplastea; Trypanosomatida; Trypanosomatidae
Exons: 1
Coding region: 1-930 (309 amino acids)
Biological process (GO): transcription by RNA polymerase III
Cellular component (GO): RNA polymerase III complex
Molecular function (GO): DNA binding
Source: RefSeq, a predicted model, not a curated record